Molecule: messenger RNA, 1336 nt
Organism: Eurypyga helias (sunbittern)
Lineage: Eukaryota; Metazoa; Chordata; Aves; Eurypygiformes; Eurypygidae
Product: tudor domain-containing protein 3
Exons: 4
Coding region: 62-1090 (342 amino acids)
Biological process (GO): mRNA processing
Cellular component (GO): cytoplasm; nucleus
Molecular function (GO): RNA binding
Source: RefSeq, a predicted model, not a curated record
UUUUUUCUUUGUAGAACCAAAGUUGCAAUUUCAGCCACCACAUCAAAUACAGCACAGAGUUAUGAACACGGAACAGAAUGGUAUCAAAGAGAAUCAUUCAAGACACAUUUCUCGGAAUGAUAUGAGGCAACCAAGGAAUGAGAAACCCCCUCGUUUUCAACGGGAUAUUCAAAACUCAAGGCAGGCUUUGGAAAGUGGUGGGUUACCAAGAAACAGAGGUCCUGAAAGGCACAGCUCUUUAGAACACUGGACAGAUGAAAAAAAUAAGAGUGAGAGACAUUAUCCUAGAAGUGAUAGGCCAAAGGAUUUGGGUUAUCCCAUAGCCACUCACCAGAGUGAUGCUACAUUCAAAAAAAGGGAUAACAAUAUGCAAAAUAGAGUAGGAAAAGGGGUGUCUUUCACAGAAUUCAAGGAGAACUCUGUUGCUCAAGAUACUACCGACAACAAUAACCCGAAACGUGGGAAAAGGGAAAACCAAAUACACAAUUCUGAAAAUUUUUGUGAUAGGAAGGCACGAACAGUAAGUAGUGAAGCCUUUUUGGUAAAAAGUGAGCAACAUUUUGGUGAUUACCAAAAUCCUGUUAGAACUGAUAAUUUUCAUGCUGUACCAAAUGGGGAUACUGAGCAUCAUCAGAAAGGAAGACGAGUAGGACUUAUUAAAUCAUCAGGACCCACCACAAUCCCAUCUUUUGAUGAUAAGAUGUUGUAUUACAACACUGGUCCCAAAAGGAGAUCUGGGCCCAUCAAACCAGAGAAAAUACUAGAACCAUCAAUUCACAUGGAGUAUGGAAAAACUUGGAGACCAGGGGAUGAAUGUUAUGCUCUUUAUUGGGAAGACAACAAGUUCUACCGGGCAGAAAUUGAAGCUCUCCAUUCUUCUGGGACAACUGCAGUUGUUAAAUUUUCUGAUUAUGGAAAUUAUGAAGAGGUGCUUCUCAGCAACAUCAGGCCUGUUCAUACAGACACAUGGGAGGAAGAAGAAGAAACAUAUGAGCAAACUCUAGAAUUCCGCAGAGGAGGUGAUGGUCAGCCAAGACGGUCCACACGGCCUACUCAACAAUUUUAUCAACCCCCAAGAGCUAGAAACUAAUCAAUAAGGAAUAAAAGCAACCUUCUCGGGGUGGGGGAAAUUCACUGGCAGCUCCAACUUGCUUGAAGACUUCUAGAAGAAAUUCUGGCAACAGGAUGGAACAAAGAAAGCUCGUGUGAGCCGAAGGAAUUUGGACCUGACACCACAAGAGACUUUUUUAAAGUUCUUAGUUACAUGAAGCUGAAUACUUUUUACAUAUGAAAGAGGCAAAUUGUCAUUGCUGCCAUCAAUAAAACCACAGUGCAC